Messenger RNA from Pantherophis guttatus, 3405 nucleotides. RefSeq names its product N-alpha-acetyltransferase 60, NatF catalytic subunit (gene NAA60). Gene Ontology annotation, molecular function: protein-N-terminal amino-acid acetyltransferase activity; histone acetyltransferase activity. The record is from RefSeq and is a predicted model, not a curated record. Gene Ontology annotation, biological process: N-terminal peptidyl-methionine acetylation. Gene Ontology annotation, cellular component: Golgi membrane. Lineage: Eukaryota; Metazoa; Chordata; Lepidosauria; Squamata; Colubridae.
AGCUGACAAAUUAUGAUUAAGACUAUUUUAUAGGUCUACUUGGAAGAGUUUACAUUCUGUAGCAAAGAUCCCUCCCUUUAAAAGUGUAUGACAUCGUCAAGAGAUGAUUUUCCAAUUUUAAAUGCAUUUUAUAGUUAAGGAGAUGUAUUCUGGGCCCCCAUUCAUCCCUGGACUUGAGACAUCAGCUGCUUGUUGGACCUUGACGUUUGACAGAAACCACAAAUUCGUUAAUGACUUGUUUUAAAGGCCAGAUUUCUUCCUGACUUAAACAGUGAUGCUCUCUCAAUCUUUGAAAUACGGAUGGACGACUUAUAUAUUAAUCAAAACUGAAGGAAUUGGCUUUGCAGCAGAGAAAAGUAGGUGUUUUGCCCAAAUCGCUUUUGGGAAGGAGCCUUCUGGUCUGAAAGUCAAUAGGCUGCACCUCAAUGCAAGUUAGAUUUAUUUCUUGGCUUCUGUAUAGAGCCAUCAGAUUAGGAAUUCCAGUAUUUCUCUGCCGAUGAGCGGAGUUGAACUUCCGUCCUGGGCUUCGGUCUCUGCCCGGCAGAGCGAGAACGGCAACGAUAGAGCUUCCAUGGUCGGGAGCAGCCCCAAGGUGGAACGCCGGUUCUGUUCUUCGUGGAAGGCCUCAACCGGUAGACUGCUUCUGGGCGUGGAGGAUCGCCCGGGAGAAGCAGCGCUCGGCGGAGAUACUGCGCCUGCGUCAGCCCGCCUCGGGUCAGGCGAGUCAGGUGACCCUUUGUGGUGGCCAAUGGGGCGGUCCCUUAUUGCGGGGUCCUCCGCCGCCGCCUUGCUGCUUCUGGUCCGGGAUGCGCUGAGCCGGGGCAGCUGCCGCCCCUUCUCAGGUGUGAAUGACAGAGGAGGUGCCUCCGACUGCACUCAGCGAGAUAUACCUUCGCCUUUUGUGUCAUGAUGACAUAGAUACGGUCAAACAGCUUUGUGGUGAUUGGUUCCCCAUUGAAUACCCUGACUCAUGGUAUCAGGACAUCACCUCCAACCAAAAGUUUUUUUCCCUGGCUGCAACUUACCGUGGCACCAUUGUGGGCAUGAUAGUUGCUGAGAUCAAGAGUCGAGCCAAAGUGCACAAAGAGGAUGGUGAUAUUUUAGCUUCUGGUUUUCCUGUUGAUACUCAAGUUGCUUACAUUCUAAGCCUAGGAGUGGUGAAAGAAUUUCGAAAGCAUGGCAUAGGUUCUCUUCUGUUGGAAAGCCUGAAAGAUCACAUUUCGACCACUGCCCAGGAUCACUGCAAGGCCAUUUACCUGCACGUCCUGACCACCAACAACACGGCAAUACAUUUCUACGAAAACAGAGACUUUAAGCAGCAUCAUUACUUGCCCUACUAUUAUUCCAUCAGAGGGGUCCUCAAAGAUGGCUUCACUUACGUCCUCUACAUCAAUGGGGGACACCCGCCGUGGACAAUUUUCGACUAUCUUCAGCACAUCGGCUCGACUUUGGCCAAUCUGAGCCCCUGCACAAUUCCCCAGCGGAUUUAUCGCCAAGCCCAGAACAUCCUCUGCAGCCUUUUGCCUUGGUCGGGCAUUUCAGCCAAGAGCGGCAUUGAAUAUAGCCGGACCAUGUGACCUGAAGGGAGUCCUUCUCUGCAUCUCUGCGGUUGCACAGCUGACAUGGCUCCAACUCUCAACCAUUUGUGGACUUGGCAGAAUAAUUCCUCCUCCUCCUCCUGCUGCUGCUGCUACUUUCCCCUCUUCAGUAUGAGCAGAAGGAAAACAGGCAGUUCUGCUGCCUCGGCACUGCAGGGCAAUGUCCUGGCUGCUCUGCCCCCAACCAGCCUUUCUGCAGUGGGGAGAUGCUUGGCACGAGGGGCGCCUUAGAACCGAGAGGACUGUUGGCAGCCGAGGCCUCCCGGGUGAUCAUUGCUCGGCAUCUUUGUCUCCCUUUCAGAAAUGCCUCCCUUGGCUGAGCAGUUCAUGCCCAGGGGAGCCUUUGGCUCUUUGAGGCUAAAAUGUGUGUGUGCUGAAGGACAGACACCACCUGUAUAUCUUGCUUUCUGCUAGUCUGAACUUGGCCUUGAAGUGUGGACUGGAAGUAGGGGAAGAGCUGGGGGUGGGAAGUGCCCCCAAGUCAAGGCCUGAGAUGCUGCCCUGCUCUCCCUCCUGCCUUGGGCCCCCGAGGGCAACUGCAGUGGAGCCCCUCUCCUUCCCAGCGGAAGCAGGAGGCUUGAACAGACCUCGCAAAAUGGGCGUGCCAUCUUAAGCCCUUUUGGCUCGUUGGACCUCUACGGGGCCAGACGUGGUUUCCAUCCCCGGUGUAAGCUCUUGGGAUAAAGGGCCAGGUGUUCAGCCUUACACGAUAUUUCUGGCCCCUCAGUAGCAGUGGGAAAGCAUGGCUCCCCCUCUCAUGGAUGAGCUCCAGCUGUCUCAAGGGCCAACAGUGCUGAUCCUUCUCAAAAGGUGCUGUGGGGAGUCUCCCCUCCCCUUCCUGUACCUAGAUAAGUAGCAUCACCUCCCAAGACCUGCAUCUCCAGGCAGUUUACAUAACCCAACUGAUCCUUCCGGAAGGCAUGUGCUUACUGCAAGCACUUGAGAAAGCAGCAGGCUUACACCUUUAGCGCUAAACUGGAAUUCACAUUUUGGCUCUUUGGCUGGGACUCCUUGGACCUGGGGAGUUUAGGCAGAUUGUGUGUGUGUGCGCGCACUUUGAAAAGGGCUUUGAAAAAGAUGCGGGGGGGGGGGGGGCUUGCAGUCCUUGCUUAUGGCUGGCAGGCUUUACAGUUAGCUGGCUGCAUGGAGCAGCGCUGUGCCCUGCAGAGUUUGGAGUGGCACAGAGUUGCUGCUCUUGCUCCCAGCAGGCCUUGGGCAGAGGGGCUGGUUGCGCUGCCGAAGGCAAAAUAGCCUACGAGACUCUAUGGGCACCUCGGGCAGUUUUUACCCUUCUCUGGGGACCCCCUCAGCUCCCUGAGGGCACCGUCUGAGGUAAAAGGUUAGGGAAGUCUGAAGGGCUAAGGGUCAAUCAUGGGAACAAGCGACACCAUCAUGAUGUAAUGAACACCCUUCAGAAUUUGCUCAGUUGGUGAGGCCACACAAUGCCACCACAAUGACAUGGCUUGUGCCAGAGGCCUGUGGCAUCUCUUGACUGUGUUGCAUGUGGCUGCUCGUCUUCCAAGUGGAAGGACCAUUUCAAUGCCAGGCCCAGCAUAGCAUCUUCCUGAAAGGUUUUGUGCUUUCAAACCACCUCUUGCUUGGAAAUACUGACGUUGCAGUUUCAUCAGUGUUUCAGUUUGAUUUCUGAAUAGUGCCUCUCCAUCGUUCCUGUAUGCCUGCCUGUUGUGUAAGCAAAUUCUCCCCUUCCUCCCCUGAAAGGCAUUUGUAUUGGCCUGUCUCCUUAUUUAUUGAACAGCACGUCAGCCGGUCCUUUUAACUCUCUUGGAUUAAAGGGGUUUGUUUUGUG